This is a messenger RNA of Sycon ciliatum, 3292 nucleotides long. Its product is annotated as palmitoyltransferase ZDHHC12-like. Gene Ontology annotation, biological process: protein targeting to membrane; peptidyl-L-cysteine S-palmitoylation. The transcript has 6 exons. NCBI's taxonomy places the organism in Eukaryota, Metazoa, Porifera, Calcarea, Leucosolenida, Sycettidae. The record is from RefSeq and is a predicted model, not a curated record. Gene Ontology annotation, molecular function: protein-cysteine S-palmitoyltransferase activity. Gene Ontology annotation, cellular component: Golgi apparatus; endoplasmic reticulum. Bases 397 to 1428 code for a protein of 343 amino acids.
UGUUGACAAGACAUUACUGUACUAAUGUUCAAUGGUGUUGUAGUGUCAGUGUAUUUGUUUGUUUCUGGACUCGACCACUGUGGCUUUUGGCCACUACAAUGUAUAUAUCGAAAAGUGCCCGGGAAUACAGUAGCCGGCAAUACAGUGCGUCAAUUUUAAUUCCAAGUUCUGAGUCUGUACAGUAUUUAUAACAAUAAGUGCCAGGUUAGCUCUUUUCUCAUUUGAAAAUUCAAAUAAUUCUUCAUGCCCACGUAUAAUAAACUACAAGACACUUCCUCAAUUUUUCUGAGCUGUAUCCAGCUGUAUAAAAGUAGAGUGUAGCUACUGAAUAUCGGUGGUUCAGAACGUUAAUUUAAAUCUACUAUACGUACCAUUGAUUGUGCUACCACGGGCGAGAUGCGUCAACAAGACGGCACCACGAGCCAUGCACAGCGCGUUGGACCUAUCCUACACACCUGUCUGACUGCGUACGUGCUGGCGGUGAUCCUACUGGAAGCUAAAGACAUUCGCCACUAUGGGUUCAAAUCGUCGUUGCUUCUCGCAGCGUCGUCAUCGUCCUGCUCGUUCACGGUCCUGUCGUGUAUGCUGGACUUCCUGCUGCUUCUGCUCAUCACGGAAUAUCUGUACUUGAAGACGGCGAGCAUGGAUCCGGGAUUCUUACCCGUGGUGCCACCAGAUGACAACACAUACCAGUAUCGUCUUGCACCUUCGUUCGGAGAGAAGCAAUUCCAGACGUGGGACUCGCGCUCUCUGUCCAACACUCAAUCCACUCACUCGGGUCUAGCGCCAUGGCCGCCCCAGGUUGUGCUGCCGCAGCUUUUCUGUGGCCUGUGCGAGCGUGCCGUGCCACUGAGAGCGCGCCAUUGUUUGGAGUGCGGCCGGUGCGUGUCUCGCUUUGACCACCAUUGCCCGUGGAUGGGCGGAUGUAUUGGCCGGCGUAGUCACCGCUUCUUCUGGACCUUCCUGUUCACGCAGAGCCUGCUGCUCGUGACGACGUGCCAUAUGUUAUGGGUAUCUAUACGGCCGCUGGAUUUCUUCUCCACAAUUUCCGCCUGGCUGCUCAUCAACAAAUUCUCCCUGUCUGCCUUGGCAAUCAGCUGUGUGGCUCUUGUGUUCAGUAUUCCUCUGUUCCUCUUCCAUACGUGGCUGGCGGUGACGGAGACAACGACCUGGGAGAGUCAGAGGUCCAGAACAAUCAUGUACCGCCGCUGCUUUGGAGGUUGCAGUCCAUUCGAUCGCGGCGGUCCCAUUGCCAAUCUCACACACUUCCUCUUCCCGCCGUCGGCCGAUAGUAUCGAGUGCCUGGACAAUAGCGACACGGAGCAAUGGUGGCGAGCGUUUGGCCGCCGCACACACCGCCUUCUGGCAAGGAACUCUGCUGCUGCAGGGCUGCGCGCGCCAGCUGCGUCGGAUUAUGAUCUGGUGUGACGGCGGCGCUAAAGGACUCUCUCAACAUGCUGGAUGAUGUCAUUGGUGCACUGCAUAGUGCAGGCUGGAUGAUGUCAUUGAUAUACUGCAUAAUACAGGUUGGAUGAUGUCAUUGGUGCACUGCAUUACAUGGCAAUGCCAUGGCCUACCAUGUGCCGCCAGUCGAUAUUCUGGCCCGCUUUUGCCAUUGCUCCACCUCGACUUAAGCAACAGCAGCAGCAGCAACAACAACAGCAACAGCAGCAACAACAACAGCAACAGCAGCAACAACAGCAGCAGCAACAGCAACAACAACCGCAGAAACAGCAGCAGCAGUAGUGGCAGCAGUGGCAACAAUUAUCUUGGUGACCAGUACAGAUCCACUUGUGCUUGGAAUAAUGACAUCAUCAUCCUCUACAGGUUAUGCAACAAUGUCGUGCAUGCACUUGUCUGUAGCGACAUCAUCAUCCUCUGCAGGUUGUGCAACAAUGUCGUGCAUGCACUUGUCUGUAGCGACAUCAUCAUCCUCUACAGGUUGUGCAACGAUGUCGUGCACUUGUCUGUAGCGACAUCAUCACCGCUGUCAUCUUCCCGCCAUCAUUGUUGUCAUGACCAUUAUCUCCUUGCGGAUACAUUGACGGAUGUCUGUUCCAGCGUCAGCAUAGAGCCCCGUUCAUCAAGGGCGAGGUCUUUCCGGCAAGAUGGACGAAUAUCUCGGAUCAGGCUCGACUUGAUGAGAACGCCAGAGACUUCUGGAUGCGUUAGCAAGAGGCAGUUUGGCGCGUUAGCAAGAGGCAGUUUGACGCGUUGGCAAGAGGCAGUUUGACACGUUGGCAAGAAGCAGGUUGACGCGUGGGCAAGAGGCAGUUUGACGCGUUGGUAAGAAGCAGUUUGAUGCGGUGGCAAGAGGCAGUUUGAUGCGGUGGCAAGAGGCAGUUUGACGCGGUGGCAAGAGGCAGUUUGACGCACUGGCAAGAGGCAGUUUGACACGUCGGCAAGAGACUGUUUGCGCGUGGGCAAGAGGCAUUUUGACGUAGGGGUAUUUUAUCCUAAUGCUUCUUCCUAUGCCUCCAAAUUCCUCGGUGAACUUUUCCACCAGUGUGAAGGGUGCCAAACGUUUACGGAGAAAGAAUUAUCAUAAUUGAACAUGCUGCCACUGCACCAGUAGUAAUGCUAGUCUCCAUAAACGGAGUAACAGCGUUCCGGGACGGGUACCUCUGCGUUCGGCUUCCAGGUUGACUGGGCGCAGUUACAGCUAUUCAGCGAGACCGGUGUGCUAUUGUUGUCGGUUGUCAUUUGCGUUGUUUCGGUCUGCCGUGUUGUGUGGUACGGGGGCUUGUUUCGCCGCCCGUCAUCGUGCAAUGCACGCGUGUCUUGAAUCUGUUGAUGGUAUGACUCGCGCGCGUGUCUUGAAUCUGUUGAUGGUACGACUCGCGCACGUGUCUUGAAUCUGUUGAUGGUACGACUCGCGCACGUGUCUUGAAUCUGUUGAUGGUAUGACUCGCGCGUGUCUUGAAUCUGUUGAUGGUACGCCUCAAGGCGUGUGUCUUGAAUCUGUUAAUGGUACGACUCAAGGCGUGUGUCUUGAAUCUGUUAAUGGUACGACUCAAGGCGUGUGUCUUGAAUCUGUUCAUGGUACGACUCAAGGCGUGUGUCUUGAAUCUGUUGAUGGUACGACUCGUGUGUGUCUUGAAUCUGUUGAUGGUACGCCUCAAGGCGAGUGUGUUGCUCCAGUACACGUACCGGUAUACGUGAAAAAGGAUUUCUGUCCAUUGCUUGGGGGUCGUCCACAAAUAUCACUAUUAUUCUAGAGAAGAUAUUGUUUCGAGGAGGGGGCCUGGGCCCUGUCCGUCUCAUCUUUGUGAAAAAAUUAUCGAUAUCUCUA